Molecule: messenger RNA, 164 nt
Organism: Symbiodinium pilosum
Lineage: Eukaryota; Dinophyceae; Suessiales; Symbiodiniaceae
Source: the annotation of a GenBank genome assembly
GCAUCUUGAGACUAAGCGCCGAGCGCGGGGCGUUUGACCACAGUGGCGCCAUCAUCACAGAUGAGGUUACAUCCAGCAGUGCCGCCCUUGAUAGUGCAGAGGAAGAGCAUGGAGAUGGGCACGGCGAACCGGGUGGAGGAGACACCCACCCGGACACGCACAAG